AUCAACACCUGUUACAGUAUCAUGAACUAUCACUAAGGCCGUAUGCAGCUCAGGAAAGAUACUGUGAUCGUCAAGAUGAAGAACCUGUUUGCUGCUUUGUUGAUGGCCCUUGUGUUGGCCCUCUCCCAGGCCACCUUUGGUUAUGAUCAAAAGUACGGUUAUGAUAACCGGGGAUACGUGGGAUAUGACUAUCCAAAGGGUGACAGCUACAGACCCUCGUAUGACCCUUAUAAGCCCAAAUAUGGCUCCUACAGGCCCAGGUAUGACUACCAGAAGCCCAAAUAUGACAACUACCAGUACCCUCGCUACUAUUAGCAGCGUUCCUGCCCCAAAUCUGAAAGGAACCACAGAACAAAAUGGACACUGAUUCGCAAUUAUCAGUUGAGCAAUAAAUUGUAAAACUCU
This is a messenger RNA of Haliotis rubra (blacklip abalone), 405 nucleotides long. RefSeq lists its product as uncharacterized. NCBI's taxonomy places the organism in Eukaryota, Metazoa, Mollusca, Gastropoda, Lepetellida, Haliotidae. Bases 43 to 315 code for a protein of 90 amino acids. The transcript has 4 exons. The record is from RefSeq and is a predicted model, not a curated record.